Messenger RNA from Mizuhopecten yessoensis (Yesso scallop), 4941 nucleotides. RefSeq names its product delphilin-like. The coding region runs from base 514 to 4392 and encodes 1292 amino acids. The record is from RefSeq and is a predicted model, not a curated record. NCBI's taxonomy places the organism in Eukaryota, Metazoa, Mollusca, Bivalvia, Pectinida, Pectinidae. The transcript has 30 exons. Gene Ontology annotation, molecular function: protein binding.
AUGACUAUAGCUGUUAAUAGGACGUAAAACACAAACAAACCAAAUUGUUGUACAAAGGGAUAGAGCAGCUCCUCUGGGGCUCGGUCUAAAAGGGAGUAGUUUAAGCAUUUCAGUGAAUAAAGCCUGAACAAUUAAUCAUAUUUCAAACAAAAAAAGUUGUUCACCUGGGUGGUGAAAGGCAGAACCCAGAAUGGAGAGAUAUUUGUAACAACACUUUCUAUGAGAAUAUUUUGCCAUUCUUUUAUAUAUAUAGAUUCGCAACAAAGCCGCAUUCAUAAUUGCGCCUCGAUCUUGUUUUGAAAAGAAGCAUGUUUCGAUGUGAUGUAUAUGCCACAUAAAUAAAAGUGUACCCAGGUAAUCAUAAAAAACAAUCAAAAUUGUCUGGCUUCUAUCUACCAUCAUUGUAUACAAAUUUCUUGAUGGUUUGUUUAUCACAAUUAGAAACAAAUAAUACCUCUGAUGAACAUUAACUUAUUUACAGAUUGACCUGGAUUAUCACAUAUUCAUGGAAGAAUGAAAAUACUAAACAUGCCAUUGAGGACAGCACCAAAGUGGCCGAAACAUUACGGAUUUGAUAUAGUUGGCGAUGGGCCAUGUUACGUUGUCAAUGUGGAGAAACGCAAGGUUGCCUAUGGGGCAGGGCUGAUGCCAGGAGAUCAGAUACUGGAGUUUGAUGAACAAGAUGUCACUAACUUGUCCUCGGAAGAUAUUAAGUCUUUAGCCAAAAACAGUAGAACACAGCCUCCAACCCUGGGUGUGGUGGCUCGCCGUCAACAGGUGGAGCUUGUGUGUAGUAGGACGGGGGGCUGUGGGUUUGAAGUGCAUGGAGAGAAGCCUGUGAGAAUCCAACAUGUAGAUCAGGCCGCACCAGCUUUUGUCGCAGGACUUAGAGAAGGUGACAUUGUCCUGGAGGUGAACGGUCAGAGUGUGAUGCGGACUGAAGACAUGACUGAUGUCCUGCAGGGAAAUCUCCGCAGACUGACCAUUUCUAUUAUCCCAGUUGGGAAACAGAAGGAGACUGGAGGCACAGUGCGCAAGGUCAAACAUAAGUCACCAACAGGGGGGAGCAGGAUCCAACGGGCACGGAACCUCCACAACAAGAUGAACGAGAUUCUUGGGGAUGAUUAUGAGAAGAAAAUGGCAGUGGUUGGUGUUAUGAAACAGUUUGCAGAGGACAGAGAUAUUGACAUCCUCGCUAGAGCUUUGGCUGUCAUCCUUAAAACACCACAACAACAGAGGAUUGUCAGACAGAUCAGACAAUUCAUUCCUCCACGAAAGCGAUACAGAUUUGAUGAGACAAUACGACAGCAACAAAGCCUUUCUGCAAAUGCCAGGCCUCACUCUGGUAAAGGUGAUUCAAGAGGCCCAUCCAAUCACAAACAUGGCAUUGUUAAAGCUGUACAGGUGGUGAGAAAUGGAGGCAACUUUGGCUUUGUGAUCAAAGGCAAUAAUCCAGUGUUUAUAGAGACAGUAGAUUCUGGUGGAGCUGCAGAGAGGGCUGGGCUUCAGCCAGGAGACCUCAUCAUGAAGCUCAAUGGCAUUGAUGUUAAGAGGUGUGGACAUUCUCACCUGGUACAGUUGUUCCAAGAUAGUGGCAGUGCCCCUCUCAUAGAGGUGUUACGACUUACUGAAGAUACUGAUGCCACAGCUGGUUUCUUGGGAGGAGGGACAGGUUCAGUGAUUUCCAUGUCAACUGUGUCAAGCCAUGCCUCCUCAGCCUGGAUGACCACUGAUGAGACACAUAAUACCGACAGGGAGGGCGACACAUUCAAACAGAAGGCACACUACCUGCUGACCUCCAAGGAAAGGUCAAGGAUGAAGAAAGCAAUGCUGGACUAUGACAGGUCAAGAAAUAUUGUGGAGUUGUUCAAUGCCCUGUCCCAGGUGAUGGACACACCGUCUAAGAAGGUCCUGUGGAAAUUCAUCCUGGCCAAGUUACCUACUGCUCACCAGGAGUUCUGUGUAACCAGAAUCAACCACCCUCAGCACAUCCUCAUGGAAAUAGUUGAUUCCUCUAACCAGAACAGUCAGAUGUAUGAUAAAAGCUAUGGCAAUGAAGUGCCCCCUCCCUGGGCACUAAAACAUGGUACCGAGGCCUGGGGUCAGACUGGUCCACACUUGGCAUCCUUCCAACAACAGGUGGAGUACCUACUUACCACUAGGGAACGCUCACAGCUGAAGAAGGCUCUCCAGAUCUACGCCGAGAACAGGAAAGUUGAGAACCUAAUUCAGGACUUAGAAGUCAUUCUGGACACUCCAUCAAAGCAGACACUCUGGAUCUAUAUCAUACCCCUACUGGUAGCUGAGCAUCAGGAGUAUGCCCGCCACCGACUCAAUAUACACCAAGAUGUCAAAGGCCUGCCUCCUGGUAAGUGUGCAUCUCUUAUCCAUACACAGGCUGAUCAAGUGGAGCCCCAGUAUAGCACUGAGGAUGAAUUUAGAAUAGUGGGUGUUGCAGCUGCUGCCCUCAGAAGAGGAAGGGAAUACUUGAGUUCUUACUCCUCUGAUGACGACAUGCCUGACCGAACACAAAAGCCAGGUGUGAAGCGGGCCAGAGGUCGCCUCUGGAAAAAGAUGCAUCCUGGGUAUGACCUCCGAGGAGGGGAUGGUACAAAGAGCAUAGACAUGGCUCUUAUGAAGGAACUGGAAGAAACACGGCGAGCUGUAGAGGAGGCAAAGAAAAUAUUCCAGGCAGGACACAAAAUGGAUGCAGAUUUAACAGACUCUGACGAUGACACAGGUCUGAAAUCUAAGAAGUAUGUAACCGUAAUACCGAUCAGUUGCGCUGAAUAUACAGGAAAAGUCAUGUCAGAUGAAAAAUCUAGACAAGGAAAGUCAUACCAAAGGAAGAGAAAUGGAGUAUCACCUGUUCCCAGUGAUAACAAAAAUGGAACGCAAUUUCCGCCGGAGAUUGUGUUCAGUUCCACUUGUUCAGACAGUGACAAUGAUGUUGAAACUGAUGUUGAAAUAGACAGGUCCAGAUUCUCCAUAAAAUCUGGAGAUUCAUUUAACCGCCGUGCUAUGACUGCAUUGAAGGAGCUUGAUGCUGCCAUGGCUGCAGAAGUGUCUGACCUUGAUGCCAGCAGUACCAUUGGCCAGGAUUUCCUCAAGGUCACUGGUGGAUCCUCAUUAUUGUAUCAACAUGGGAAGCCAGCGUCCAAAAGCCUACCUCCACCUCCUCCAGUGGCACCCCCUCCUCCCCCUCUACCACCACCACCACCCCCACCCCCAGGGGUACAGAACGGCACCCCAAGUCACCAGUCUGCAGCUGGUGGCAAAAUGAAUGUCAAGAGGAUCAACUGGGACAAGCUAGACCAGACUAAAGUGGAGAACACAAUAUGGGAACAGUUGGGAGAAAAUGAUUUGGAGGAUGUUGUCAAAUACCUGGAAUUGGAACAGCAUUUCAGCACUGGAGCUACCAAACAGAAAAUAUCUGAGAAGCGACAGGAAGUGUUCGUCCUCAAUGCGAAGAAAGCCUACAAUAUCUCCAUACUGCUUGGUCAUGUGAAGAUGAAUGUGAAUCAGAUGAAGCAGGCACUGUUCCAGAUGGACGAAGAUAUUCUAACUUACGAACUCCUUCGACAACUCCUUGCCUUCGCACCAAAUCACCAGGAGAUGGAAAAAUAUGACUGUUUUGAUGGAGACCUUGAUGACCUGAGCAAACCUGAUAGAUUUGCAUAUGAAAUGAGCCGUGUUCCUGGGUAUGAACAAAGACUGAAAGCCUUAAUAUUCAAAGGGAAUUUUAAUGAGAAGAUUGCAGAAAUGAAAGAGAAUUUACAGAACAUCAGAAAGGCAUCUGCAGAACUACGUCACAGUAGGAAACUGGCUAAGAUAUUGGAAUUGAUUUUGGCUAUGGGAAACUACAUGAACAAAGGCAAUAACAGAGUAGGAGGUGCAGCUGGCUUUAGGAUAUCCUUCCUAGCACAGUUGGAUGUCACCAAGACUAAGGACAACAAGAUGACUUUCAUACAUGUAUUGGCCGAGGCUGUGUACUCCCAAUUCCCUGAUGCUUUAUCAGUAGGCGAGGACCUUACCACAGUCCCUCUGGCAAGCAAAGUGUCUAACAUUAUGCUGAAUCAAGAACUACAAGAACUGAGAAAAGUAUUACAGGAUGUCUCCAACACACUGGAAAAGUUUGGAUCUCAAAAGACAAGCAUCGGAGCCAAUGAUCGCUUCCAGGAUGUGAUGGGACACUUUAUAUCACAGGCAUCAGAUGAGAUCCAGGGUCUGUUCCGUCUCCAAGCUAAUACCAUGGAGGAAUUCCAGGCCAUGGUUCAGUUCUUUGGGGAAGACUCCAAGAAAUCAACAACGGAAAUAUUUGGGAUUUUCUCGGAGUUCAUCACAAAGUUUGAAAGAGGACAUCGUCACAACAUGGUGUAUAAACGGCGCUAACAUCAAACAUCAAGUCACUGAAAGUGCAAUAAAGGCAGCUACAAAUUAAAUUUCCUCUCCAUUUACUUACUAUAUGUACUUUUGUUUCCAUCGUUGUGACACAGGACACUUUCAUCAUUACAAUCUUUGGACCAGUUAUUUGUUUGGAUCAUGUGAACUAUAUAUCUUCCUUUGUAAUGUGUAAUUAUGGGAACUACAGUGCCUUCAGGAUAGAGAAUGUUGCUGACAACAAAGAAUACUUUAUCAGAAUCAUGUCACAGAUGAAGACAUGAAUUGUCACUGCUUAUAGAUAACAACAACUGUGUCACUGCUUAUACAUAACAUCAACAACUGUGUCACCGAUAUCAUACAACAACUGUGUCACUGAUAUACAACAACUGUGUCACUGAUAUCAUACAACAACUGUGUCGCCGAUAUCAUACAACAACUGUGUCACUGAAAUCAUACAACAACUGUGUCAGUGAUAUCAUACAACAACUGUGUCACUGAUAUCAUACAACAACUGUGUCACCGAUAUCAUACAACAACUGUAUCACCGAUAUCAUACAA